AUCAANUAACAUUGGUGCACAUCGCAUCGUCAGCACGAAAUUACCUUCGGCUGGCAGUACUCGCGAAGCUAUGACCGCUACAGGCAAUACGACGACACGUCUACUGGGUACAUUCCAAAAGGUCGACUAUGUCUUCGUGGUGGGCGUGGCCGGUGGUGUGCCACAUUAUACAGAUUACAAGAAGCAUGUGCGGCUGGGAGAUGUGGUCGUUUCAUAUGUGGAGAAACAACGUGCGCUAUUGAGCAAAAAUGAGAAACCCUACGUUUAUGUCUACAAGAGUGGCGAUGAUGUGAAGACAUAUUUCCCCAUCAAUGACUCCCUACAACAGAUAGCUGAAGGCUUGCAAGCUAACAUGAAGCUGAAACGUCCUUGGGAUACCUAUUUGCGUGAGGGCCUGUCAUCGUUGAUGCAAAAAACUGAGAGUGAUUUUAAUCGUCCUUCCGUCAACACCGAUAAACUCUUCAUGAAUAUCGGCAACAACGAAGUCAUCGAGGUGGCACACCCGAUCGCCACGGACACGUUGGAUGGUGUGCCACGUUCCCGCCUGCAUCUUGGACCCAUUGGUUCCGGACGCGAUCUGGUGCGUAGCGAUAAUUCACGCAUGGAUUUCGUAAAGAAAUAUGGACUGCUCGCCACAGAUGUGGAAAUGAGUUCAGUGCUGGACAGCAUUAUUGGCAAUUGUAGAGAGAGCUUCAUACUAGUGAAAGGUAUUUCCGAUUACAAGGACGGCAUGUCGACGCGAAAAUGGCAGAAUUUUGCAUCUCUGGCGGCAGCUGCAGUGGUCAAAUCGAUUAUUUGUGGCAUGGAUGCGCCAACAAAUGUUUAAUUAACAAGCAUUUAAAGUUAUUUUAUUAUUAAAUAUAUAAUAUUAUCUAUUAUAGCGCGAAGUAAAUUAUUAAAAAAAUCUGCAAGUAAAUAACAGAUUAUAAUGUGUAAAAUAUUGAGAAGAGGAAAGAAAAGUGUAUGCAUUUAGAUUUCUUUAUACUGACAAUGAUACAUAUAUACACGUACGAAUCACCGAUAUAAAUACAUACAUACUUAUAAACGCAUAGUAAAUAUCUACAAUAAUAUCGAUUUACACAUUUAACUCUUAGUGUUUUACUAAACUUAUGAACCAAAAAAAAGGAACUUCUAAAGCACAUUUACAUUUUAAUAUAUUUCUUUUUCUUGAGAAAUUAAUUUUUUGUUUAAUACGUUUUUAUUGCA
Rhagoletis zephyria (snowberry fruit fly) is the source of this 1206-nucleotide messenger RNA. RefSeq lists its product as uncharacterized. Gene Ontology annotation, biological process: nucleoside metabolic process. Gene Ontology annotation, molecular function: catalytic activity. The record is from RefSeq and is a predicted model, not a curated record. NCBI's taxonomy places the organism in Eukaryota, Metazoa, Arthropoda, Insecta, Diptera, Tephritidae.